Molecule: messenger RNA, 3223 nt
Organism: Molossus molossus (Pallas's mastiff bat)
Lineage: Eukaryota; Metazoa; Chordata; Mammalia; Chiroptera; Molossidae
Gene: OLFML3
Product: olfactomedin like 3
Exons: 3
Coding region: 1542-2762 (406 amino acids)
Biological process (GO): signal transduction
Source: RefSeq, a predicted model, not a curated record
GAGACAAAUUCAUUUUUCAUACAGACCACCACAGAGAUGAAUAGGUAUUGGGAAGGGAACGUUCUGCAGGAAUGGAGUUCCAGGGCCCUAGCUUAGUCGUCUGGAGCUGGCCCUUUCAAAGAGGCAGAAACUUCUAACACAGGCUGAUUAAACUUUGUUUCCUAGUGUGUUCUACCUGACAUCUAAAGUAGCAGAAUGAAAAUAAGAAUCACCACAAGAAGAUGCUAUUUUCCUCCUCGUUCAAGCUGCAUAAUCCUUUUUAGAGAAGGAGCAUUUUUGAUUAGAUUUUUCUUCCUUCCAAAGUGAGUAAGAUUUCUCCAGAUAAAGAAUUAGAGAUCUGUCUGGAUUACUCGCUACAGGUCUCUGAAUAAAUGCUACAUUCAUUUGAUUCCUUUUGACACAUGUGGUUCAGGCCCAGUUAACCUGACAGUGGCCAUUCAUUUGUUUGGGGCUCCUGCAGUCAUAGUUGGGAUAUAGAAAUGAGGAACCUUUAGAAACGCCUUUUUGGACCAUAACCAAAGAAAUUAUCACCAGUCCUCUCCCAUAAGUAGGGAAGUCAGAAUACAUUUAUAUUGAUUUAGACUACACAUACAUAUUUUUCAGAUUCUUUCCUGACUAAGUGAAUGUAAAAUCAGUGUGAACUUGCUGAACACUCCCCAGUUAAGGUAUAUCUAGAGGCUUUCAGACAAAGGAAUCAUGCUUCUAGUUAAGAAGUUACUGACUCCUCUGACCUGUUUUUGUUGGUUUUGUUUUCAAAUUGUUUUUAUCUGUUAUAUUCUCUUUAGGCUAAUAAGAGAGAGACUGGGAUAGCCCUGUAAGUAAAUAGGUAGUCUGUGGGGGGAAUCUGCAUUUUAAUGAUGAAAACCCCUAUAAAUUCAGUCUGCUUGGCUUGCUUUGUGGAAAAUUCCACAUGAAGUUGAACCUAAGCCUUGAUUUCCCUACUAAUCCUGAGAUACCUGGCACUUAGCUCUAGAUGGCGCCAAUGAGCUAUGGAAGUAUGUAACCCAGACUUGACCACCGGCGCCUUUUCCCCACCUCUUCCCCUGGAACCUCAUCUCUCCCGCUUCCAGCUUUCACUGAACACGGCAGAAAGCAAUCCAUGCUGUUAUUGCUGGGAAAGGGAAGGAUUAAUGAAGGAUAUUUCCUAUGUCAGUGCUAGAAGCCUAAAGCAUGGGAAUAGUUUGCUGAGUUUUCUCUGGGGCCUCCACCAGCUAGCUCCUUUUCCUGGGUGACUGCCCAAAGGCUCUGCCCUUGGGUUUCCAUCUCCUUCUCUCCUGGGAAGCCUACAGCCUAGGCGGGAGGUGGUUAAGGCUUCUGGCUGCUCUGCAGUGGGGCCAUCUGUGUUUGAUCAAUCCAGGCAGAAAGGAGGGAGUGGGGGCCAUAAAGGGCCUGAAAGCAUUCCAGAGUAGUGAGAGAGACCCAGAGAUCCAGAAAGAGAAGGCCCCGCCCCCAUCCCGCCUCUGAAGCUAACCCGUGGGCUCCAGUGGCUGAGGCCGCCUGCACAGGACUGCACACUCCUCUGGCCCCACUCUCCUGCUGCCAUGGGACCCUGGACUCCUCUCCUCGUCCUGCUCCUUCUGUCCUGGUCCGGACCCCUUCGAGGACAGCAGCACCACCUUGUGGAGUACAUGGAACGCCGACUAGUUGCCUUAGAGGAACGGCUGGCCCAGUGCCAGGACCAGAGCAGUCGGCAUGCUGCUGAGUUGCGGGACUUCAAGAACAAGAUGCUGCCGCUGCUGGAGGUGGCCGAGAAGGAGCGGGAGGCACUCAGAACGGAGGCAGACACCAUCGCGGGGAGAGUGGACCGUCUGGAGCGGGAGGUUGACUAUCUGGAGACCCAGAACCCAGCUCUACCCUGUGAAGAAGUUGAUGAGAAGGUGACCGGAGGCUCUGGGACCAAAGGCAAGGGCAGAAGAAAUGAGAAGUAUGAUAUGUUGACAGACUGUGGCUACACAAUCUCUCAAGUGAGAUCAAUGAAGAUCCUGAAGCGGUUUGGGGGCCCAGCUGGUCUAUGGACCAAGGACCCAUUGGGACCCACAGAGAAGAUCUACGUGUUGGAUGGGACACAGAAUGACACAGCCUUUGUCUUCCCAAGGCUGCGUGAUUUCACUCUUGCCAUGGCUGCCCGGAAAGCUUCCCGAAUCCGGGUCCCCUUCCCCUGGGUAGGCACAGGGCAGCUGGUAUAUGGUGGCUUUCUCUAUUAUGCCCGGAGGCCUCCUGGAGGACCUGGAGGGGGUGGGGAGUUGGACAACACUUUGCAGCUCAUCAAAUUCCACCUGGCCAACCGAACAGUGGUGGACAGCUCGGUAUUCCCAGCAGAGGGUCUGAUCCCCGCCUAUGGGCUGACAUCAGACACAUACAUUGACCUGGCAGCGGACGAGGAGGGCCUCUGGGCUGUCUAUGCCACCCGGGAGGACAGCAGGCACUUGUGUCUGGCCAAGUUAGACCCACAAACACUGGACACGGAACAACAGUGGGACACACCGUGUCCCAGAGAGAAUGCUGAGGCUGCGUUUGUCAUCUGUGGGACCCUGUAUGUCGUCUAUAACACCCGCCCUGCCAGUCGGGCCCGCAUCCAGUGCUCCUUUGAUGCCAGCGGCACCCUGACCCCUGAAAGGGCAGCACUCCCUUAUUUCCCCCGUCGAUAUGGUGCCCACGCCAGCCUCCGCUAUAACCCCCGAGAGCGCCAGCUCUAUGCCUGGGAUGAUGGCUACCAGAUUGUCUAUAAGCUGGAGAUGAGGAAAAAAGAGGAAGAAGUUUGAGGAGCUGGCCUGUGUUAGGAAUCUCUCUAAUCUCCAUACAUUUAUAUUCCCACUAAAUUCCCUGUUCCUCAUUCUCCAAGUGUGGACAAGUUGUAGUUCAGAUCUCAUAGUUUUAGCCAAUGAAAGCCAAGUUCUCAUGGCCCCUUCAUUUCAUAUGGGACUCUGGAUCUUCAGUAACCCUUUUAGAGUGAAAAGGGAGAACACCCUAAGGGUUCACUCUUCUCUCCUGCCCCAUGUCAACAGAUUUCAGGCCACAGGUGACCCAGGCCCAGAGCUCUGACCCUCGAAUGGGGGCAGCCCCAGUGAGAGGCAACGGAGUAUUUCCUGCCUUGGUGUGAGAUGGAGAGAGGACUAGGAGACUUCUAACUCUGCCCUCUCUCCCUUCAGUGCCCUAAAGAAUGGGACUUUCUUCACCUCAUUUUGUACUGAAACCUUUUGCAUUAAAAGGAAAACCCACUGCU